AUAGAAUAUUAUAUUCAACAUGAUCACUGAUGAGGAGGAGAUUGAAAGAGAUAUGUCUACAGGAAGAGGACGAGGUCGACGUUCUUCAUCUAGAAGAAUAAAUGACGGAGCAAGGACAAGACAGAGAGUGAGAACUCUAGCAGAUAAGGAGGAGAUUGAAUCUAAUUCUGAACAAGGAGAUAUGUCUAGAGGAAGAGGACGAGCGGUAAGAAGAGGACGAGGUCGAUGUUCUUCACCUAGAAGGCCCUUAGGACGGAAGAAUGAAGAACCAAGGACAGAACGGAGAGAGAGAACUCAAAGAGUAGAACCUAGUCCAAGCAGGAGAUCUAGACGUCAGAGAUCUGAAAGGAACUGCGCACAGAUUAAUAAUCUCCCUGAUGAUCAUAUUCCAUCUAGAAGAUCUACACGCCAGAGAUCUACAGGAAACUGUGCACAGAUUAAUAAUCUCCCUGAUGAUCAUAAUCCAUCUAGAAGAUCUAGACGUCUAAAUGAAGAUCUACCUGAAGAUCGUACUAUAGCACCUGGUCAAAGUAGGAAUUCUAGACGCAAAAGAACGAUCAACUACAAUGAUCAAGAUGAUGAAGAUCUUGAUCUAGUUCCUGGCCCACUACUCCAAGAGAAUAAUCAGGAUACGGAUUAUGAGAUGGAAGAAUCUAACAUGAAGAAAGGAAUAAGAACACGGAAGAAGAAUCUAGGAAAGAAGAAGAAGAAAUCUGAAAUGAAGAAAAGAGGUUUUGUCGUCACAAGAUCAGAAAAACUGCUGCCCUACCAGUUUGUGUUUUGUUACCAAUGUGAGAAAGAAAAGCCUGGUGGCUGUGUGAUUCAUCAUAAGAAAAUCAGUUAUCAGGAUUGUACCUUGAAAGUAGAUCCUUCCAAUAAAAAGGAAGCCGGAAAUGGACUUUGGAAUGAUGGUGAACCUAUCCUGAAAGGUUCUAUUUUAGGACCUUUCCUAGGAAAGAGGAUUCCUAUCAGUGUAUUGAAGAGGCAGGAAUCUAAUUCAGGUUACAUAUGGGAUAUUAUGAAUGCAACAAGGACUAAAGUCAUAGAAGGUAUUGAUGCUGGCAAAAAUCCUGAUGCAACAAUUAAUCCUCUAGCUUUUGUCAACUGCUCAGAGUCUGAAUUUGAGACCAACAUGGUUGCACUCCAGUACGAGAAUAACAUCUUUUACAUGGCCAUUAAGGAUGUUCCUUCAGAUGUAGAAUUGCUUAUGUUCUAUGGGAAGAAUUAUGCCGAGGCUCUGAAAAUAGAUCUUAAGGCUCUGUUUAAGUUCAAGGGUGUUGAAGACUGGAGUUGUGAAAUAUUUUCUUGUCUCUAUUGUAGAGUAGGGUUUAUUUCCCAGGACAUGCUUGACUCCCAUCUUAGUUCAUGUAAAACUAAAAAGAAGAAGGAAUCCACCUCUGUUCUAACUUGUCACAUUUGCAAUAAAAAAUGUUUAUCCGAGAAGAGCUUGAAACAUCAUGAAUAUAGUAUUCACGGCGAGUUUAAUUGUCCUGAGUGUGGGGAGGUGUUUAGUUCAAGAAGUAAGUUCAAUCGACACAAAAUGAAGACUCAUCGAAAUUCAACAUUCCCGUGUUCACAGUGUGAAAUGAGUUUUUCUAUUAAGUUCAACCUCAUGCGUCAUGUCAAAACCAUCCACCAAAGAAUUCAAGAUUUUAUAUGUUCGCUUUGUGGAAAGAGAUUCAAUCAAAUUAGUGACCUAACAAGACAUAUUAGCAUGGUGCAUGAUUUAGUGAAGCCCUUUAAGUGCACCAUUUGUGAUCGACGUUUUGGACAUUCUAGUUCUCGAAUCACUCACAUGAAAACCGUUCAUGAUAGAAUCAAAUAUCCCUGUUUGCAGUGUGAGUAUGAAGCAACACAAAAAUCUAGUUUAUAUACCCACAUAAAUUCUGUUCAUCUGAGAAAAUACUCCUUCAACUGCAAGUACUGUGAUUAUGGUUGUACACAAAGUAAACACCUAGAAUCCCAUGUGAAGAGUAAACACCCAAAGCACUGGGAUCUAGAACAGAAAGACUAUGAUCGGAACCAUCCAGAAGAGUGUAGCAAAUGUAAGAAGAAGUUCAUGACAACAAUUGAGCUACAGCGUCACUUUAACAAUUUACAUAAUAGCUCAAUCGGAUUAGCCUUGAACAAGCAAAUCUGAACUACUGUUCUAUCCUACCUAGCCACAGCCCUGGGUCAUCAUAGUCUGACCCAGCUGAACCACCAUCACUUUAUACUUUACCUUAGUGGUGUUUAAUUACAAGUUUAUUUUCCUUCAUCUGUUAUUUUUUUCUCGUAAUGUCAUUUAUGUCAAUUUUUAUAAU
Eurytemora carolleeae is the source of this 2303-nucleotide messenger RNA. RefSeq names its product PR domain zinc finger protein 5. Gene Ontology annotation, molecular function: protein binding. The record is from RefSeq and is a predicted model, not a curated record. Gene Ontology annotation, cellular component: nucleus. Lineage: Eukaryota; Metazoa; Arthropoda; Copepoda; Calanoida; Temoridae. The transcript is spliced from 9 exons. The coding region runs from base 20 to 2140 and encodes 706 amino acids.